Physcomitrium patens is the source of this 1823-nucleotide messenger RNA. RefSeq names its product peptide chain release factor 1, mitochondrial. The record is from RefSeq and is a predicted model, not a curated record. Lineage: Eukaryota; Viridiplantae; Streptophyta; Bryopsida; Funariales; Funariaceae. Gene Ontology annotation, molecular function: translation release factor activity, codon specific. Gene Ontology annotation, biological process: translational termination.
GCGGUGAUCUGCUAGGCAAUGCAUUCGAAGAGGAUGAUCGUGCCAAAAUCAAUUUCUAUCAUGCUUCACGAAGUCUGAAACGCAGGCUUUGCACGCUGCAAUCCUUUCCCUUCACGCGGGCUUCGAAAGUCAUUUUAUUGCGGGUAUAGGAAAGAGUUUCCUGCAUUUCUCGGUUGAUUGAGGCGUGUAGCACAAUAUUUCGUUUGAGAAGCAUAUCACAACUCUUGGUGCUUUUCGCUGUUGAAUUUGAUGACGCAAUGAGGCGUCUCAGACUCCCUUUGCUGCAUGCGGUGCGCAUAUUAUGCACAAAUCGUUUUGUGGGAAUUGCUCGUCAGCGAGCUCGCACCCAGGAUGGCGUCUUUGGAGGCAGUUCGAAACAUGGGUGGUGGCCUGCCACCGCGAGAAGAUUUUCUACUGCCGAAGGGCAGCUUCCUUUUUCACCAGAUAUGUUGUCAAUAGUAGAGAGGGGGAUGUUAGCGAUAGAGCAUCGUCAUUCCCGACUAAAUCAGGCUCUCUCCGAGUCUGCAGCUUGUCCUGAUGAAAUUAUACGGUUGAGCAAAGAGCUUAGCAAGCUGGAGGACUUAAUGGCUUGUAUUACUUCCUUAAAAAAUACGCGCAAGGAGAUAGAAGGGUUGAAAAUGCUGAUAGAGGAAUCAGCGGAAGACGAGGACAUGAAACAAGCAGCAGCAGAAGAGCUGCGCUCUGUAUCCAAUCUAGAAACUGAGGAUCUGCAACGAAUGCUAUUACUAAUGCUCCCAAAAGAUGAAGCUGAUAGUCGUGGUUGUAUUCUUGAGGUCAGAGCUGGUACUGGUGGAGAUGAGGCGUCGUUGUUUGCUUCGGACAUUUUUAGAAUGUACGAGAGAUACGCACAGAAAAAGUUGUGGAGUUUUGAGGUUUUAAGCAUAACUCAGACUAAUAGCAAAGGAUACAAGGAAGCAAGUGCCUCUAUUACUGGAGAUGGUGUGUAUGGAAAACUCAAAUUUGAGAGUGGCGUGCAUAGAGUCCAGAGGGUUCCAGUGACAGAGAAGAGUGGGCGGGUGCACACGAGCGCAGCCUCAGUUGCUGUUCUUCCACAAGCAGACGAAGUUGAUGUUCAAAUGAGGAAUGAGGAUCUUAGAAUAGACACUUAUCGAGCUGGUGGAGCAGGUGGUCAACAUGCCAACACUACCAGCAGUGCUGUUCGUGUUACUCACUUACCCACGGGCAUUGUUAUUGCGAUUCAGGAUGAGCGUUCUCAGCAUAUGAAUAGAGCUAAAUCUCUGAAAUUGCUACGCGCUAAGCUGUUUGAGAGAGAGAGGAUGCAGCAGGCCAUGGCACGGUCUACUCUUCGACUUGAGCAGAUUGGAAGCGGUGACCGAUCAGAGCGUAUACGUACUUACAACUUUCCUCAAGGGAGAGUUACUGACCAUCGCGUAAACAUUACCCAACAUUCCAUCGUUCAGAUCAUGCAAGGGGAAGGUUUGGAUGGUUUCAUAGAUGCUUUGACCAUGAAGCAAGAGAUUGCGGCUCUGGCAUCUCUUAAGGCUACAUCGUGAUUCUGCUCCUCAUAAUUCCCUUUUUACAUUCUUUUCUCUGCAUUCUUUUUUCGAAUGGUGUAUUAGCCAUAUGGAUUGCUUGAGGUUGGGGAUUCUAUGCAAUCUUAGAGAUCAAACCUCUUGUGUUCAAGAAGUACACACUUACAUCCCAUAUUGAUAAUCAUAGCAUCCUUCUAGAUGGAUGAAUUUGUAUUGAAGGCAAGUGUCCAGCUACUUUACUACAAUACAUCAAGAGAUAUCCUGAUUUCACAGUCCCAAUUACAAUAAAGGGUUAAAAUUCUUGGACAA